AUGGCCGGAGCAGUUGAGCGGUUGAAACUUUUCAACCAAAGCGUCUUUAUCCCACCAGCUGACUCGCCCAAUUUGGUGGCAGCUUGUCCGACAAUUGACCUCACGGCCGCUGUUGGCGGUGGAAAUGUCGUCUACAUCCGCCGGCGUGGUGGUGAGGUCGUGUCCAAGGUCACCGAGCGGAACAAGGACGUCCAAGCUUUAGCAUGGAGAUCCGAUGGACAAUUUCUUGCUGUGGCUUGGAACGAUGGCGUCGUGCGCCUCGCCGGCCUGGAAAGCUCCAAGGCCGUCCACCAGAUCCGGCUGUACGAAAGCUCUCCGGUGGCCGUCACAUACAUUAGCUGGGCCAAGAACCUGGUCGGGGGCAAGGAGACGUGGCAGAGCGGUCUCCUUGCGAGCCAAGACGACCAGCAAAGUAGUGCGUUGCUUGACCUGCCGCGGGCCCUCAUGUUCCUGGAGGUCGAAGAUGAUAUUCCCAAACUACCUCCAUUACCAGUAUCUGGAGGCACAGGAGACGACAUGUUUGUCUUUUCUACACGCACAUCGCUCGAGUUCAUGUUUCGGCCACUCAGGCCCAAAGACGGAGAUUCGAUCCACAUCAUGCUCCUCGGCACAGUGGACGGCGCCAUCCACGUCAGCAUCUACGACACAUUUGUUAUGGGCACCUUCAAAUUGCCAUUACCGUCCAGUGAUGGUGUUGCUACCAAUGAAAACGGGCCACUGCUGCAUCUCCGCCGCCAUACAUCGCAUCCUGCGAGCUCGACACACACUCUACUUCUCGCCAAUGAGGAGAAGGACAAUAAGAUCGUGUACAUCUCCCAUAUGGACUUUGCGUUCAUCCACUCUUCGCCCCUCAACCUCUCACUUCUCGCCUACAAAACGACGACAUUCCAAAAGCUCAUGAGGUACAUACGGCAAACCGAGGACCACAUGCAAAUUGAGUGGCAGUCGGCUCGCGAACUUCCUGCCCGGUUUCUCGCCAACAUCCAGGAAGACCUGCAAGGACAGCGCAAGCGCAAGAACAUUGCCCAUGCUCUGCGCGUUGCUGCCAUGACGGGUUAUGUACCAGCUGUGAUCAAAGAGUGGCUUGUCGACACCGUUGCUGAGCGGGGAUAUCGGCGGUGGGACAAGGCUGUCGUGGGUGGCCUUCAGAACCUUCGCGACCUUAUCCACGAGAAUAUGAUGCCGGCACUCGAUCGUGCCAUGCUGGCGCUCAGCCGCCUCCGUGGCCUGGCCGAAUUCCAUAGCAACGACGACAUUGGAUUUUCGGCCGAUCAGAUUGCGGAGCUCAUUGACAUCGUCUCCUGCCUCAUCCUGGUCACGCACAACGCGCUGGCCCUUGUCACGGCCGAGCUGGAACUGUUUAUGUGCUUCUCAACGUGGCUGCGGUCGCUCAUCGAGCGCCUCGCGCUGCCAGCCCAAGCCGAAGAGCAGGCCGACAAGGAGCCUAAUCUAAGCAUCACGCCCGUGAUUGACUACAUUUCGAACCAUUUACUGCGGAGCCCACUAGACUUGCAUUUCGGAAAGCCGGCUGAAGGCGAGUGGAGGGCGGACUGGAAGGCCAUACAGGAGCAACCCAAGAACGGCGCUACCAUCUCGCUCCUAGACCAGCUCGAGGCGGAGAUGGAGAGAGUAGAUGGCUUUGCUGUCAAACCAGAUUUUCUCGCUAUACUCCAAGACGGACUUCGGGAGCAGCGUGACAGCAAGGGUAAACAAGCGUCCGAAACAGGCCAAAGAAGCGGCAGUGGCAAAGGCCACGAAGUUCUCGACAGCCACCUGGGUGACCGCGACAGAGAAGGAAAGGAAGAAGCGGAUGACGAAGACAACGGACAGCCCAUCAAGGCAUUCACCCAGUUUGGCUUCCUCACACGACUCUUUUCGACGCAAUCCGAAAGUGUACUCAAGACCAUUGCAGAGUCUGGACGGCGGCACGUCCACUUUGGCCCCCUUACACGGCUUUCGGUCGGCCAGCCCAUCGAGAAAGCUGAAGUGGCCAUGACGGCUAUUGCAAAGCCUGACCCAGAAGACAGCGCAGACGCCUUGUCUUUUACUGCCCUCUCGACCAAGGAUGACCCGAAAAAGAUCUACCUCUUCCGUUCGACAGUCGCGACCUCCGAGGGCGUCACGACCGAUGUCUCAACACAGGGCUGCGUCUUGGACCUUGCCGCUGGUGGCCGCGUUGUGGACUUUCAGUUCCUCGGUGCCAACCUGCUGCUUAUUCUAUGGGCAGCAACUGCAGAGGACCGCGACUCACGCUUGGUUGUCGUUCCGACUCAAUCUCCCAAAAUUACCUACGGAACCUACCACGGCAACGGAGAGGAACUACCACCGGUGCCGUUGGCGGAGAUUGGCCUCUGCUGGUCCGCAGGCGUACUCGCCAAAGGCGACAACAACAGCCCGGUGGCUCGGAUGGAAGUACUAGGAUCGAGGCGAUCCGGGUCUGACCACGUCAGCGGCGUCGAUAGCAGCGCAACGAACAGCAUCAUUGGAGACAGGAGUGGGUCCCCGGCGCGCAUAUGUUUGAUGCAUGCGGACGGUGUGACCCAUCAGGUGCUUUCGCUGCCGUCCGUGGAGGAAAUGUUUGGUAACGAUGCAUGA
This is a messenger RNA of Sporothrix brasiliensis 5110, 2595 nucleotides long. Its product is annotated as anaphase-promoting complex component cut20. The record is from RefSeq and is a predicted model, not a curated record. Gene Ontology annotation, molecular function: protein binding. The transcript is spliced from 7 exons. The coding region runs from base 1 to 2595 and encodes 864 amino acids. Gene Ontology annotation, biological process: anaphase-promoting complex-dependent catabolic process; protein K11-linked ubiquitination; positive regulation of mitotic metaphase/anaphase transition. Gene Ontology annotation, cellular component: nuclear periphery; anaphase-promoting complex. Lineage: Eukaryota; Fungi; Ascomycota; Sordariomycetes; Ophiostomatales; Ophiostomataceae.